UCAACAUCUCCAGCAUCGCCUCGACGUUUUGUGCAGAGGUUUGGUUUGGGCGCGCGGUUGUGGGAAAAAAAGGAGAGAAAUCUAGGGAUCAAAAGCAAAAUGGACGAAGCUGAAUUUCGACGCCUUCUCCUUCUUUUCCCUGUCGUCCGAUCUCGUGACUACCAUGCUGAAUCAGCGCAAUCUAGAGAGUCAACUUCUAAGUCAGCAGAAUCUGAAGCGCUAAAAGAAUGGCAGGAUGCAUGGGAUGAGGGAGAGAAAAUAGACGUGGAGAAGGAAACACCUGAUGUACAUGAUGCAUUUUGGGAGAAGCUAAAGUUGGUUGCUGAGAGAAAGGUGGGUGCCACAGAAGCAGAAAGAUUUUGCAAGGCAUUCCAACGAGUUCAUAAGAAACUGGUCUAUGAAGAACUGAGUCUGGAUGCUGCUAAGACCUUUCUGAACUCAUCAUGAAAAUGUGUAGCAUAUAGUUUCAUUGUGUGCUCUUGUAAAUUUUCAUGUUAUUUGUGAUAUUAAACCUUCUCCUUCCUGUGAACAAAGGUUUUAGUUACCCUUGUUAAACAAGGUUAAAGCUUUCUUAAUGAAUUCAUAAUGUAGCUAAAGAUGUUGAUGCUUGAUACUAUUGUUUUGGAUUAACAUGUAUUAACUUGUAAUCUUUCACAUUGUUGUU
Messenger RNA from Rosa rugosa (rugosa rose), 664 nucleotides. RefSeq lists its product as uncharacterized. The transcript is spliced from 6 exons. The coding region runs from base 100 to 447 and encodes 115 amino acids. The record is from RefSeq and is a predicted model, not a curated record. NCBI's taxonomy places the organism in Eukaryota, Viridiplantae, Streptophyta, Magnoliopsida, Rosales, Rosaceae.